Caenorhabditis briggsae is the source of this 453-nucleotide messenger RNA. The record is from RefSeq and is a predicted model, not a curated record. Bases 1 to 453 code for a protein of 150 amino acids. The transcript has 3 exons. NCBI's taxonomy places the organism in Eukaryota, Metazoa, Nematoda, Chromadorea, Rhabditida, Rhabditidae.
AUGUCCGAAUUGUUCGCCGGCGUACAGUUGUUCAAUCAGGAGGGCGAGACUGUCGAUGGUGCCGAGUAUCUGAAGGGCAAGGUCGUCGGGCUCUACUUCUCGGCCAGCUGGUGCCCACCGUGCCGUCAAUUCACCCCGAAACUCAAGCGCUUCUACGAGGAAAUCAAAAAGAAGCAUCCGGAAUUCGAGGUCGUCUUCGUUUCUCGCGAUCGUGAGGACGAGGACCUUCGCGAGUACUUCAAUGAGCAUAUGGGUGCGUGGGCAGCGAUUCCGUUCGGAAAUGAGAAGAUUCAAGAACUUCUCGCCAAGUACGAAGUGAAGACGAUUCCGGCGAUGCGCAUCGUCAAGCCAAACGGUGACGUCGUCGUUCAAGACGCACGUACCGAGAUUCAGGAGAAGGGAAAAGAGGAUCCGGAGGCGUUGUGGGAGGAGUGGCUCGCGUUUUAUGAUUGA